Messenger RNA from Rhizophagus irregularis DAOM 181602=DAOM 197198, 351 nucleotides. The record is from RefSeq and is a predicted model, not a curated record. NCBI's taxonomy places the organism in Eukaryota, Fungi, Glomeromycota, Glomeromycetes, Glomerales, Glomeraceae.
AUGCCGGAACUAAGUAAUAUUAAUAAAGAUAAUAUUAAUGAAGAUUUAAUGAUUCAAAAAGUAGCAUUUGAAGUUUCUCAAUUAGAAAAAAUUGCUCAAAAUAGAAGUAUCAAAGGUUUAGAUAUUAAUAAUGAAGAUUAUGAUAAUUCUGAUGAAAAAAAUGAUAAAUUUUUUAUAGAGUUAAAAGAUACUUUAUUUGAUAUAAAUGGAAAUUUAAUAGUUUUAAAUUUAAUUAAGAUUAGACAGUCUCACAAUGCAUUUUUACAGAUGGAAUAUGAAAAAAAAGCAUCAGAUAUUAGAAUUCCAAAAAAUAUGCUAGAAUUAGCAAAUAUAAUAGAAAAUUACCUUUAG